Sclerotinia borealis F-4128 is the source of this 279-nucleotide messenger RNA. The record is from the annotation of a GenBank genome assembly. NCBI's taxonomy places the organism in Eukaryota, Fungi, Ascomycota, Leotiomycetes, Helotiales, Sclerotiniaceae.
AUGACAAAGAGAACCAAGAAGGUCGGAGUCACCGGUAAAUACGGUACCAGAUAUGGUGCAUCCCUCAGAAAGCAAGUCAAGAAGAUGGAAAUUACCCAACACGCCAAAUACGUCUGUACCUUCUGCGGAAAGACCACUGUCAAGAGACACUCUGUCGGUAUCUGGGAUUGCAAAUCUUGCAAGAAGACCGUUGCUGGAGGAGCUUACACCGUCACAACCCCCGCCGCUGCGGCCAUGAGAUCGACUCUCCGCAGAUUGAGGGAAAUUGCUGAAGUCUAA